AAACAUAUAGACGUCAUUUGGUGUUCAUGACGUUUUAUCAAGAAAUGAUGACGUCACAAACGUUUCAAACAUUUUCACGAAAAUGGCGACCCCCAUAGAAAGAAGAUUUGUUGGCGCUCCUAACUCAAAACUACGUGAUUACCUACACUGAAUACAGCCCUCAUGUUUGUUCCUUAUGGCGGUGUACAAUGGAUCGGAUAUACAUAUCCCUAAUCAUAACGAUUUGCCUUUCAGUGGCACCAUUGUCGGCAAAUACAAAUAAUAAUGAAAUUAGCCGGAUACCACACGGGAAAUCUUGUGGGAUUCAGAUCGGCUGCUACAAUGCAUCAGUUACGAAACCUCAGUGUGGAAAUGGAAAUGUCACAUAUUCGCCAGACUUAAAUUACACAGUGGAGUUCAAACUGACCGGAUGUGAUGGACGCAGGAUAGAGGACACCCCUGUGUUUUGGCGGGAAAUCAACCCACCGGCAGCCGACAGUGAAAUAUCAUCAUGCAGGAAUCAGUAUCAAUGCUUGAUACCUACCGGGAUUAUCCAAAAGCGAAUUGGAAAUACCCUCGUAAUGGAAAUUUGGACUUCUAUAGCUCCCCUCCACAAGCUGGUUGGACUUGGAGUCUCGCUCAGUGUCAGACCUCCUGUGGGAUAUGUGGUAUCAUCAAUUAAAAGUCGGAAUCAGUCCGUCAAGGCCGCAGAUUCUGGAACAAAAAACAUUGCUUUGUCGACAAAAUUCAGAACGACGAAGAAGCAUUUGUUUAGAAAUCCAAGCCAUCAUCCUACAUAUGAAGACUUGCUGCUUGAACAUUUAGCCAGUAGAACAUUAUCAUUACAAAAGCAAGACAGGCAUAGCUAUGGCAGGACAUCUUACCGUCGGAUACCAAGUAGAACUACUGGUCAUGGCGCACACAGAGUUUGGCGGCUUGCAAAAAUUAAGCACAAAACGUCAGGAACAUCACGAAAUCAAAACCUCGAUACCAGAAAAAACAAGUUAAAGAAAAAGAAAAACUCAAGAAAACAUUUUGUUGGAGUUGGAGAAUUAUCGAUUUCGGGAAUCGUAGAGAGAGUGAAUGCUAUAGACAAACCCCCGGAUGUGACAACUAGAUUGGUGACCGGUGCUGGUAAUAAGACAAGGAGCAAUGUGGGUAACAAUAAUAAAACAGCGGAAAUCCGUAACCAUUCAAAGCAAAGUAUCAAAACAACCUUGACUACAGCUCUUCCUAACACAGCAAAUAAUAGACUUAAUGUGUCCCACAAAUUCAAGCCUUUGAGUCUGAAUUUAACAUUUACUAAAAAUCGAACCUGGACUGAGGGCGGUAAGCCUAAAUUGAAUACUCAUAGCAAAAUGGAAAUCAAAAUAAAAAACAACAUUUCAGAUGCCGAUGCAGCACUAGAUUCAAUACUGGCUGUGACGUCGCAGAACGGAAGACAUGGUUUAGUGAAGAAAUAUCACGGCUAUGCACACAUAUCAAGCAACAAUGGCAUUAAGUCCGGGAAACAAAAUGAUACCAUAGACCACUUGCUGUACAACUGCGUGAAGUUCCUCUGUGGACAGCAAGGACGUCGGUGGCGAUGUCCAAAGAUUCUGGUGCUACAGUGUCUCCACCUGUCGUCCGGGGAGAAGAGGCAACUUAUGCUCGGUGAGAUUAGAGGGGAGAUGCAGCAACUGAUUGACAUGUUCAACGUAUCAAAGUCAGACCUGAAGGAGAUCGAGAAGUCAGCUAAAGCUACUGCUCACCAACUAAUGAAACAGCCAGGAAACGCGGACAUCUUAACCAAGAAAAUUGGAAUAGCAACAGCUGAAAUUCUUAGGAAGCUCUACAAUGCGUCCUAUUUAGCGUCUAGGGAAGCACUUACUGAUAGAUUCGGGUGGUCUGGAAGAGAUGCAAAAACGAGUUUAAUUCGAGGAUUUGGAGAAUGGAGUAACUGGAGUCGGUGUUCGGUAUCCUGUGGAAAAGGAAUGACCACACGGUCUCGUGUUUGUCCUUCGAAUACAGUGUACUGCAAGACUAAGCCGAGUCAUCAGACGAGAAAGUGCAUGGAGUCCACCUGUCAGAAUGUGAAGGUCCGUCUGCCCUCGCCAUGGUCAAGGUGGUCAUCGUGUUCAGUGACAUGUGGCCUAGGGAAGGAGACUAGGUCGAGAGGUUGUGAUGAGAGCAAUGGACAAGAAGCUAAACAAGCCAACUCGCCCUAUAGGGGCAUGUGUAAAGGACCAAUGUCAAUGUCUAGGCUUUGCAUCAUGUCUUCAUGCAGUAAAGAUUCCAAUCCCUGGAGGAAGACAGUGCUUCUCGGCUAUGACACAGUAUUGAACUGUAAAUCCAGACAUCCCUGGUCGUCUACAGAUACUUAUUGGAUAACUCCAGGGGGUAAAAGGGUGUCACAAACUGCGCAGUUACAAAGAGUGUACAUGGUUGGAGAUACUUUGGUCAUACACGGGAUUCAGAAGACGGACGAAGGCCUCUACCAUUGUGUUACCAACCAGCUCGAACCCAGUCGUGUUGCAACCACGGACACAAGAAUAGAGGUGCUGACCUGCUCCUCAUCACCAUGUGAGAACGGAGGCAAGUGCCAGGAAGGAACAUACAGCCUAAAUCGUCAGCUAAGAAAAGUCACAUGUUCAUGCCGGAGUGGAUUCGGAGGGGUUCGCUGUCAAGAUCAUGUAUCACAUAGUCAUUUCCACAUGUACCUUCUCAUCUCUCUUCUAAUCGGUCUCCUGGUCUCCGUUGUGAUCGGUUUCAUUGUAUACAUUUGUGCAUUCAGGAAAGUUGGCAAAGAAAAACCAAAGAAGGCUAAAGGGAAGACACCUGACAAUGAACUUCAGAAAUUGGAGACUGUAGUUGAAGAACACGAUACUUCAACAAACCUUGACAGCAGCAUUAUCCACAGUGACGAUUCGUGGAUAGAAAUUACAGAAAAGGAUUAUAAAGACUUUCAGACACAAAAGGAAUCCAACUUAAAAAGAAAGCACAGGCCAGUAAGCCGUAGCCUCCCUGCUCUGCAUGCAUUCUCCCGUCAGACCUCGAGCAUGUCGCCUCAUCCGUUUGCAGAGAGGACGUCUAGAUCUAGCACCGAAACUCGCAGCCGACAUGAUUACGGUGACACAGAACUAGAGAGUAGGCCACAGAAUUUUUCAAAGCAAGAACGAGGAUACGCAUACGAAGUCCCUACAUCCCCUGACAUCAAAACUAAAAUUGUACUGAUAGGAAAGGACCGAAAAUCCAAAAGCACUCCAAAUCUAAAAACUAAAAAGACAGUGUCCUUUCAAAAAAUAGAGGCAAACCACAAGACAAGGAGCAGCGUAGACAAUGUAUCGUUUACACACAGUACAGGUAGUCAAUUACCACCGGAAACUAGCUCUCCACAUCAAGUGCCAUUGACAGCUAGUCACUCAGCGAAGAUGUCGACAGCUAGUGCUUUACCCCAGGUGCCAUCUACUAGACCCACUAUACAAAUGUCGACAGAUAGUCCCUCUAACAAAGUAUCGACACCUAGUUCAUCACAUCAAUCGUCGUCUGCUAGACCUUUAAAUCAAAUGGCGACAUCUGACCAUUCACACCAAGAAUCGACCACUACUUACGCAAAGCAGAAGCCGACAGGGGGUGACGAUUACUUAGACAUGAGUGGAGGACGUCCAACGGAAAAGGAGUUGGUCAUUGUGACAUCCGACUCCAUUCUAGGUUUACAGGGAGAUAAAACACAAGAUAGUUUAAAUGAAGAUGUAAAAUUUGUUCAUAAGCGGACAUCUACGCGUGGGCAACGUACUCAUUCAAAAUUAGAGGAAAGUGUAAAGCAUUUAGAACAUGAUAUGGACUAUACCCCUGUUUACUAUACAUUUCAACCGUCUCCUUUAACGAAAGAUGACGUGUAUGUGGAUAUGUGUGAGUUUGUACAUAAAAAAACCUUCACCCCCGAACAGCAGGAUGGACAACAUGCUGACUAUGAACAAUUGUAUAUCAACUUGACAGACAAGCCAGCUGAAUAUCCCGAUUAUGAAACUCCCGAUAAUGCUCAAACCAAAAAUCACUCGCAUCUAGGAACAAAUAUGACAUACCAGAUGGAAGAAGACAGUUAUCCUACUACUACAAAUUUGAAAUACGAUGGCAAGUCGCCUCCUCCAGAGGAUUUGUCUUUGAAUCAUGAGACCAAUUCAAGCAAUCAUAGUUACACAGAGGACGACUCAAUUUACAAACAGGACCAGGUCGUAAGCGACUCUCAGCAAUUCCAUCAAUCGACUUCUUUAGUCGUUGUACGAGAUGUUGAGUGUCUAGAAAUGCAAGCUUCCAAAACCACAACUAAGUCUAAAGAAUCUACGUCAUAUGAGUCGGACGAAGAUUUUUACGAAAGCGAUCAAAGUAGUACCCUGUGUCCAAUGCCUGAUUUAGACGAGAGUGAGUUUUUAGACGAGUGUUCAUGGGAUGCAACACUUAAAGGUUAUUCUUUUGAUAAGGUAGAUGAUUCUGCAGAUGUGGUUGAAACCCUAAUGAGGUGCUUUGAAAGCGAGAAAAAUAAGCCAAUUGAUGCUGUAACAAAACCCGACACUGCUUUGACGUUACCAAGUGACAUAGACAAAAUGACGCCCACAUUUGAAUUGUCUCUUGGAGACCUCGGUGAAAUCGAUAACGACCAAAUGUUUCGAUACCUUUCUGAAAAAGAUGAAAAUGAACAGAUUUCUAGCGUAUCUGUGGACUCUUGCACUGGGGACCGAGUUACACAAAUAAAUGAAAGCUCUGGCAAUGAUAUUUCCAAGAAAGAAAUCGGUCAGCAAACGUCAAAUAGCUGUGGAAUUAAUAACUCGGAUUCAGAGGAAAACAAAACCGCUUCCCGAACGUCAAAGUCUCUUUCGCCAUCUUCUCCUAGAGCACGCAUGUGCAGAGGACAUUACGAAAUGGUGUAUGGUCCGGCUAGCUAUCCAAGUCCAAUAUGUCAGCUUGAUGCUAAAUCCAGUAGUGAUGACAAAGAAAUGACUGAAGGCAAUACCCAAAUACCACAAGUUUAUCCGAUAGAACAUCAUUAUACAUCGAAAUCUAAAAGUGAUUUCCCUUGAUUUCAAUAGACUUAAGACUGACUUACUUAGUUAAAUGUCUGUGUAGUAUGAUUAUGUAUUAAAUAUUGAUGUAAUUUA
Molecule: messenger RNA, 5114 nt
Organism: Pecten maximus
Lineage: Eukaryota; Metazoa; Mollusca; Bivalvia; Pectinida; Pectinidae
Exons: 11
Coding region: 189-5036 (1615 amino acids)
Source: RefSeq, a predicted model, not a curated record